GAUUACAGGCGUGAGCCACCACGCCCAGCCCUUUGCCCAUUUUUAAAUUAGAUUGAGCCUGCCUGUUUUUGUAUUUAGAGUUACGAUUCUAAACUUGCUGCUCUUCAGAAGCUAGAGUAAAUAUUGCAUCUUAUUAUCCUAAGCCACAUGUUUGCUGAGAACUUAGGCUACUUCAGGUGUAAGGCUACCAAGAGCCUACACAGGCACCAGAGAUGAGGAGGGAGAGCAGGGCUGCAAGAGGCAGGGGCCAAUGCUUUAGAAGGUCCAUAUUGCUCUGGGAAAGCUGGCCCAAGGGCAGCCAUUGCCAUCUCUGUCCUCCAGGUCAUCCUGGAACUCUUUGCAGAGAUACUAGGAAAGCAACUCACGUUUAUCUCUGGAAAGACUCAGGUUCCCAGGCCUCGGGCCUGCCCUUUCAUCUGUGUUUCUUCUAAGUAUUGCAACAUCCAGCAGGCCUCUAUUCCACAGUCCCCUGGGUGAGGGGAAUGUGCUCAGGGGCCCUUGACCUGCUAGCCUGGGAUCAGGGAACAACGCCCACAGCCUAACUCUUGGGAACAGACAAUCUCCAGCCAAAGCUGCAAAUGACUGAAAACGAGGGCUGGUCAGAUGGGUGGUCAGCUUAUAUCCCCUCGACACCCCCCCCCAACUACAUUCCAAACAAAUGGAACUGUGGAAACUAGUUCUGCUUUGCCAGCCAGCACAGCUCCCUCCCAGUCUGAAACCGAUGAAUUCUCCUCAAUUCUGGGAAGAAACUCUCUCAACAAGAGGGGAAAAGGAAGCCAAGAACCCAGAAGUCCAGUCAUGUUCUCCCUGAAUAAUUCUCCCACGGGGGACUCACUGUCUCUGGCUUUGGUUAUGUUUUCAAGUGAUUGAAGGGAUGGUCCCCACAGGAGACCGUCUUACAUAGGCAGUCAUUAUAAUGACCUGUCUAAUCUCUCUAAUGCCUAGUAGGCUCUGCCUAGCUUGUGGUGAUGGGAGGAAGCAUGUGAGCAUGAUGUGAGGGGGUGCUGGCUCCCCACAGUCCAGAAUUCUCCAGGAAAGUCAUACUUCUGAGUCUUGGAAAACUUUGUAUCUUAAAGGUUUAAUUUUUUUUUUUUUUUUUACUAAAAGGCAUGUACCCCUUAGCUAGGGUUGAUUUAAUAUUCAUCAGGUAAUAACCAGGUUUUACAAAGAAAUGUUGGAUGCCACACAGGAGAGGUUCUAGUAGAAGAUAAAGAUGCACAAAACAUACUUUGCCACUGUUUUUUUUUUUUUUAAUUGAGGUGAAAUUUGCAUCACAGAAAAUUAACCAUUUUAAAGUGUACAAUUCAGUGGUAUUGAGUACAUUCACAAUGUUGUGCCACCAUCACCCCCAAAGGAGACCCUGUGCCCAUUAAGCCAUCACUCCCCCACCUUCUUUUCCCAGCCUGCCCCUGACAACCGCGAGUCUGCUUUCUGUCUAUGUUUUUACCUAUUCUAGACAUUUCAUAUAAAGGGAAUCAUAUAACAUGUGGCCUUUGUGAACCAUUGUUUUGGUAGGCAUUCUCCCCCCUCCAAGUCUGCUGUCCUUGGCCAAGAUCAGGGACUAAACUUUCUAAAUAUCCAGAAUGAAUGAAAGCUCCCUGCUUAAAUCAAUAGUUCUAACAACCCACAAAAGUAUUUUCCAAUCAUUAUAAUGACCUCUCUACUCUCUCUAAGGCAUAGUGCUAGGUAAUGAAGUGGACUCUGCCUAUCAGGAUGGACAAGCCCUGAGCGAAGGGGGAGUGGGUAAGGCCUGAGGUGUCUCCAGGCUGCCUGGGGACCCGGGACCCAGGCCAGACAAGCAGCAGCUCCGGGGCUGCGGGAAGGCCCAGCCCUGCACACACAGCGCUGGCUCUCAUGCACCUCUGAGGAGCCUGCUGCCUCUGACCACACCUUGUGUGUGCGGUUCAGGAAUACCCAAGUUCAUCCGCCAAAUUCAGGAUACAACCCUGACUGUUCCGGGCUUUUCUUUCUGCCUUUCCCUAAUCUCGUCUGGGCGUGCUCUCUUAAAGGGGAAGUGGUGCGUUCUGACUGGCCAGGGCCCUCAUCCAGGAGCCAGGAAACGUCUACUACCACGAGUCGCGUUGCCCAGCGUGUCACUGGCUCAGCCUCCUUAUCCAAACGGCAAGGCAGCCUCCCCGGGAUGUGGCAUAACCACACCCUACUUCAAGACAACUUCCUGUUUGCCGCUGCCAACUGCCACUCCAAGGAGAACAGAAAUGGUUCCGUUAUUAGUGGCUGCUGUGGGACCACGACAGUCUGUGGGAUUUGGGGGCCCUGGCCUUGGUGUCCAAAAGUGAAGAAGUCCCUGCUGCACUGUGUGUUCUCUGAUGUGGAAGUGCAGCCUGGCACCUGCUCUGCCUCCUGCAGCCAGGAUCCUCCCUCCACGGGGCCUGGCAAGCCAUGAAGCCUUAGCUCAAGGCACCAGGGCAAAGGCCACUGAUGCUGCCUCAAGACAGCAUUGAGAAGAUUCGGUCCAGCGGUUCAGAGAGAAGACACGGUUCAAUGUGUAGACCUUCUCCCUCUCCAGUGUCUCCAGCCUCCAAUCCCAGGACAUCACUAGUACAGGUGAAAACAAAAGCCUGUCUCAGCGGCCAUCACUCUGCCAGCAGCACCUCAAAGCCAUUCAAAACGCCCAAAGACAAUCUACUUACCUCCAGCAGCAAACAGCACACAGUCUUUCCUGCGAAAGGAUCAAGGGAUAAACCAUGCGUUCCGGUUCCUGUAGUCAGUUUAGAGAAAAUUCCUAACCUAGUGAAGGCAGAUGGUGCCAAUGUCAAAAUGAACUCUACAACCACUACUGCAAUUUCUGCCUCCUCCACCUCAUCCUCUGCCGUCUCCACCCCUUCUUUAAUUAAGCCUGUCCUGAUGUCCAAGUCAGUGCCACCUUCACCAGAGAAGAUCUUAAAUGGCAAAGGAAUUCUGCCAUCCACCAUAGACAAGAAACACCAAAAUGGCACCAAAAACAGCAACAAGCCUUACAGGAGACUUUCAGAGAGAGAAUUUGACCCAAAUAAACACUGUGGAGUAUUGGAUCCCGAGACAAAGAAACCUUGCACAAGAUCCCUCACCUGCAAGACACAUUCGCUAAGCCAUCGGAGGGCAGUCCCAGGCCGGAAAAAGCAAUUCGACCUCCUCCUGGCAGAACACAAAGCCAAGUCCCGGGAAAAAGAAGUUAAAGAUAAAGAGCAUCUCCUGACUUCCACGAGGGAAAUACUUCCCAACCAAUCCGGGCCGGCGCAGGAUUCUCUGCCAGGGUCUUCAGGGAGCUCUGGGCCAGAACCGAAAGUUGCAUCCCCUGCAAAAUCCAGGCCACCUAACUCUGUACUUCCUAGACCACCAUCUGCAAAUAGCAUAAGCAGCAGCGCGUCUUCGAAUCAUAGCGGCCACACUCCAGAGCCCCCACUCCCACCUGUUGGAAGUGACCUCGCCAGCCGACUGUCCAGUGAUGAAGGGGAGAUGGACGGAGCCGACGAAUCCGAGAAGCUAGACUGUCAGUUCUCCACGCACCAUCCCAGACCUCUUGCGUUUUGCUCAUUUGGGAGUCGCCUCAUGGGACGAGGGUACUAUGUUUUUGAUAGAAGAUGGGAUCGUUUUCGAUUCGCACUAAACUCCAUGGUAGAAAAACACCUGAAUUCACAGAUGUGGAAGCACAGAAACCCGAGCCACAGGGCAUCAGGUCCCUCCCCCCUGUUCAGGACUUGCCUAACCAAUCUGCUGUCACUGAGCAACAUUGGGGCUGCCUGGGUGUCAACUCUGGAGAGCGUAGCACCCCGCUACCCUCUCAACCUCGCUGCCCAAACCCCAGGCCCCGGCGGGCCCGAACCUGGAGGGAUGGCAGCCGAUGGGGGCGUGGAAGACAUUAGGAAGAAAAGGAACGGCCAAGACUCUUUUUUCUUUAACAAGCAUUUAACUCUGCAUCAGGAGCCGCCAACACAGUAUUCUCUUUCAGCCAGGAAGAUCCCUCCUGCGGCAGAUAGCCCCCUGCCCUCGCCAGCAGCCCACAUCACCAACCCUGUUCCAGCAUCCGUUUUGCAGCCUUUCAGCAACCCCAGUGCUGUGUAUCUUCCUUCAGCUCCCAUCAGCUCGAGGCUCACCUCUUCUUACAUAAUGACAUCAGCCAUGCUCUCAAACGCAGCUUUCGUGACAUCGCCGGACCCGAGCACCCUCAUGUCCCACACCACAGCUUUCCCUCAUGUGGCCGCAACCCUCAGCAUCAUGGACUCAACCUUCAAGGCCCCAUCCGCCGUGUCCCCGAUACCAGCUGUCAUCCCUUCCCCAUCCCACAAGCCAUCCAAAACCAAAACCAGCAAAUCCUCAAAAGUCAAAGACCUGUCCACCCGUAGCGACGAGUCUCCAAGUAACAAAAAGAGGAAGCCACAGUCUUCGCCUUCCUCCUCCUCCUCCUCCUCAUCCUUGCAGACAUCCCUCUCGUCUCCACUGUCAGGGCCUCACAAAAAGAACUGUGUUUUGAAUGCCAGUUCUGCUUUGAACUCCUAUCAGGCGGCCCCUCCCUAUAACAAUCUGUCUGUGCACAACUCAAACAAUGGGGUGAGCCCACUCAGUGCCAAACUGGAGCCCUCAGGACGGACCUCGCUGCCCAGCGGCCCCGCGGACAUAGUGAGACAGGUGGGCGCGGUGGGAGGCAGCAGUGACUCCGGUCCCCUCUCUGUGCCCUCCCUUGCGCUCCACGCAGGGGACCUCUCUCUGGCCUCACACAAUGCUGUGUCUUCUCUGCCCCUCUCUUUUGACAAAUCAGAAGGAAAAAAGCGUAAGAACUCAAGUUCUAGUAGCAAAGCCUGUAAAAUCACUAAAAUGCCUGGUAUGAAUAGCGUUCACAAAAAGAACCCGCCCAGCCUUCUCGCACCGGUGCCCGAUCCCGUUAACAGCACCUCCUCUCGGCAGGUUGGGAAAAAUAGCAGCCUAGCUUUGUCACAAUCCAGUCCUUCAAGUAUAUCCAGCCCAGGACACAGCCGACAGAAGAACACAAACAGAACGAGCAGGAUAAGGACUCUUCCAUAACAAGACUAUGAAGCCACUUCCACACCAAUUCCAGGCCACCUAAUCCCAUCCCAGGAGGCCACGGGGAGGAGGAGGGAGGGGAGUGGGCUGGAGGGAGAGUCUGUUUUCUGUGUACUCCCUGUGACUCUGGCCUUUCUUCUUCUUUUUUAAUUGACCAAUUUUUAGUUUUAAAGAAAAAGGCAAAAGAACGUGAAUUUGAGAUUUACAGAAAACAGUUCCAGUGUUUGGUUUCCGUUGUCUUUUCUUUCAUUUGCCAUGUUUUUACAUUCUUCCAAAUUUGGGGUCAUUCCCCUAGCUCCUGAUGCUGCUACUGUACCAUCCUUUUGCUCCAGCCAUGACAGUAGACAUUGCAGAAUGUUGGUUCAGGUUGGCAUGCUCUGAAGCUCUUGAACUUCAGCACAGGCAGAGCCCUUUUUCUUCCUGUCCUCUCCACCCGAUCCCUUCCGUCCCCACAUCUGCCACUUUCUGGGUCCUCACUGGCCUUCAAAGGACCUGGCUCUCCUAGGAUCCCCUCAGGACUGCCUGCAGGGAGAGGGGACUUUGCUGGGGAGGAGCUGAGAGUGGAGCGUUGGAGGGUGGGUGGGGUUCCCUCAUCGGGUUUCCACAGCCCACCAUGGCUGGAGCCAAAUGCUAGAAGCAAGAUUGAGAACAGUGGCCAUUUAGUCAUGUGGUUUACCUAAUACCACUGGCCAGCUGUGCAGCUCAGAAAGGAUAAACCAGUCAGGGACAGGGGCCAGAACAGGUUUGGGAAGGUGGCAGCAAACAGAGCAUGGUGGCUAGGAGAUGACCCCUAAAAAAAAAACUGGGGACUGUGGUGGUCUGAGCUGGUCAGGAAUCUACAGAAUCCCUUCCAGGGAUCAGUGUGCCCAUGCCCACAGCAGGGUGAACUAGGAGGGAGAAAUCCCAGGAAAAAGGUCAUGAGAACCCAGAAAGCCACUCCAUGAGGAGGCACAGUGACCACAGCUGCUAAAGGUUCUUAGGCUGCCUUCCUGGGCUAGGAAGAGCCCUCCAGGGAGAGCUUCUGCAAAAGGGUAUGUGUCACACCUUUUGUGAGAAGAAAUAAUAGCAUUUCCCACCCACCCCCAUGCCCUGGGCCACAGGGACCUGGUGGGAUCAGCACACCCAUGGAUCAGCUUUUGCUGUGUGAGAGACAGCCAUCCCCAAGAAGGAAUGGUAAGGACAGCCACUGCUCAGUGAAGAACAGCCAUUUGGAAGAGCCAUGCUGGAGCCCUGCAGCCAUAGAACUAUUCACACUGGAGUUUUGAAAAAAACAGCAAUACCGUCAGCUCUAGUAGGGAAUCAUAAUCAGGAAAGGAAUUCACAACAUAAAAUAGGUGUUCUGUGCUAUUAAUCAUGUAACUUUGCAUACGAUGUAUAGCAGAGAUACUGGGAGGUUUUGCUUCAUCCCUAAAUCAGAAAUGAAUGCUAGUUUCACAGCUGGGCAGAACCCUCAUCCCCAACCAGAAGUUUUCCUUUUCUUUCCCAUUCCCCCAACCCAAAGAUCAGACCACUGUUAGGUUUCACCACACAAUUGGAAUUGCAAAGACGGGAGGCAAAUGGAGUGAUUUGCGUCAAUGGAAUUGCACUGACAGUGAGUGUUUCUUAUAGGAUUACUAAAUUUUUUCAUACGAAAUGAUUUUUUUAAAAAUCAGGAGUUGAUAUUAAGUACCAGGACAUUAGUUCGGAUGAUUUCAUUUUUAUUUCUGCAGUGUUAAAAGUGCACUUAUAUGCUGGUUUAUUUACGUCUUGGGGAAAGAGACUGCAAAGUGAAGGGACGAUUGUUACUUUUUCUUUUUUAAAAAAAAAAGUUAAGGCAGAUUUUAAGACUUAUAAAUGUUUAAGAAAUUAUAAACAAGGUUAGACCCUUUGAAAAAAAAUUUAGAAGAUAUUCUUAAAGUAAAUUUUUAUAGUGUUAAUUUUGUAAUAAUUUAUGUUUUACUAUAUUGCAGAGCUAACUGACCAGAAUAGUUUCAGAAACAAUAUGAAACUUAGGAAAGUUUAAGCAAUGUUUAUAUUUUUAAACUGUUCUUUGAAUUAUGUUUUUAUUGUACAUUUCUUCAGACUAAAAAGUAUGUACAUAUCUUUGUUAUUUUUGCACAAUUUUGUCCUGUUGGGUUUCAGAGGUCUGUUGUUUUUUAUAAUUUAUUUUGAGUUGUAAAACUUGCAGGAGUAAAAACAAAACAAAAUCUCCGCAACAAAAUAACCCUCUGAUUUAUAAACUCUUAUGGUCAAAGAGGGAAAACAAAGGUUGAGAGAUUAAGUGGCUGCUUCUGAGAAAUAAUGUCUCAAGGACUAAAGGAGCAAUUCAAUAGGUUUAGAAAUUGUAGCUCUCUACAUCUUGAAUUGGAAGCUGGAAUAAAGAGCCCCCCCACCCCCCACCCCCUCAUCAAAUGCUGCUUACUUUGUCAAAAGACUGGCUAUGACCAAGGUGAGGACAUUUCUGGAAAACUGGGCAAAAAGGGAAAGCCCACGGUAUUCUUCCUUUGCAACCAACCACAGGUUUACUUUACAGUGAUGUGUUAAAAACUUGCAGCUUGAAAAACGGAAUACAAAUAAAAAUUUGUCUUAAUGGAGUUAAACUGGAGCAGCCUAUAAAACAUUUUUAGGGUGAUGUCCUCUGGGUCCUUCUGUUCUGCACACCCACUCAGUCUUCUCUCCCGGCCCCUUGACUGCACACACCCCUCUUUGCCUGAAGAUCUCCUGACUUGUCGCCAGCCAUAGAGGCUCGAAAGCUCUGGUUGUUAAGCAUAACGCAAUGCAUAGACCUGUCAGCCAUAAAAAAAGAAAAAAAAAAAAAAGAAAAAAAGAAAAAAAAAGCGACUUGGAUAACUUGUAUGCCUUCUUUUGUAUCAAUGUACCAAUUGUAAAUAACGCUGAUCAACCUUUGUAGAGAAUAGUUUAUACAGCAUAUUCUAUUAUUGCUGAUUCUCAGUGAACUCUUGUUUUAAAAAAGGAAAAAAAGAAAUUUUCUAUUUACACCUUAUAUUUUGUUAUGCUGUCGGCCCAUGGCACUUUAACAAAACUGUGGGUUUUACGUAGCUGGUCAGUCAUGGGGUAUAUUAAAUAACUGUUGUUGCACAGACAAGAAUUUGCACCUGCUCAUUUGUCCUUUCCUACUACCGAUUUUAGAAUCUUUUCCAGAAAAAUUUUGAAGAAAGCAUGUCCAAUCAUUCUAAACAAAUGCCACACUUGUGGAGUGGGUUUCUUUUCUACAAUCCAUAUUUUGUAACACUAAGUAUUUUCCUUCUUCGUCCCGCACCUUUAUGUAUUAGCACUAUCAGAUAGAGUUCAUUCCAUGCCUGUGAUAUUGUAAGCAGAAUAAAUGUCUAAAGUAGGUGUAAAUAGUAAAUUCUAUGGCUUACAGUUUUAAAAGGAAAGAACAAAUAUGUAUCUAUUGAUACUGCCAUGGUUCCUCACCAGGCCUGGAAAUAUUCUCCAGUAAGCGAUUGUAUUUUUUUUUUUUUUUUUUGUAACAUGGCUUUGUAAAUAAAAUAAUUUAUAU
Messenger RNA from Cercocebus atys (sooty mangabey), 8521 nucleotides. It is a transcript of the gene ATXN7L1, whose product is annotated as ataxin 7-like 1. The transcript has 13 exons. The record is from RefSeq and is a predicted model, not a curated record. Lineage: Eukaryota; Metazoa; Chordata; Mammalia; Primates; Cercopithecidae. Bases 2440 to 5019 code for a protein of 859 amino acids.